Molecule: messenger RNA, 2509 nt
Organism: Cucumis sativus (cucumber)
Lineage: Eukaryota; Viridiplantae; Streptophyta; Magnoliopsida; Cucurbitales; Cucurbitaceae
Product: dynamin-related protein 4C
Exons: 5
Coding region: 368-2374 (668 amino acids)
Cellular component (GO): microtubule; membrane; cytoplasm
Molecular function (GO): GTP binding; microtubule binding; GTPase activity
Source: RefSeq, a predicted model, not a curated record
UAUUCAUACUCUUCCUUCUCCCAAAACCCAAAGCUUCAAACCCCCAUUCUCCUCUUUCCUUUCUCUAUAAAAUUACAAUCAAAAGAAUCCCUCUACCUCUGCUUCUAAACAAGUCACCCUCUCUUCAUCUUUCUCUUCCCAGUGUCUUCAAAUUUGACCAGCCUCGUCCGCACGGCAUCAAACUUUCAUAAGGGUACUCAUUUACAUUUACAAAAAGCAAUUAGGUCUAUCACAGAUAAACCAAAAUUUAGUGGAAAAGGUCUACAAAGACCCAAGCUCAAGAAAAGGUCCCCUGUAACUCAAGGAGGUCACUCUUCAUUUGGAGAAUUUAGUUAAAGAUUGAGCCUCAAGAGCCUGCAGACAAAGAAUGGCACAGUACAGUAAUGGUAGCUCAUCUGUUCAUCAAGGAGAAUCAAGCGGCCUCAGCCAUUCAGUGUCGGUUCCACCCCUGAUCAUUUCCUACAAUGAUCGCAUUCGUCCUCUACUUGAUGCUGUCGACAAGCUUCGUCACCUCAUGAUCAUGAGAGAAGGCAUCCAACUGCCUACCAUAGUUGUUGUUGGUGAUCAGUCAUCCGGUAAGUCAAGCGUCCUCGAGUCGUUGGCUGGGAUCAGCAUACCUCGAGGUCAAGGCAUCUGCACCAGGGUCCCUCUGAUAAUGAGGCUCCAAAACAACCCUGAUUCCGAACCCGAGCUUGUUUUGGAGUACAACGGGAAAAUGAUCCACACCGAGGAAUCCUUCAUUGCUGAAGACAUCAGUACAGCUACAGAGGAGAUUGCUGGCAGUGGCAAAGGGAUAUCGAAAACGCCACUGACUUUGAUUGUGAAGAAAAAUGGUGUUCCUGAUCUUACGAUGGUUGAUCUCCCCGGAAUUACAAGAGUGCCUGUUAAAGAUCAGCCUGAAGACAUUUAUGACCAAAUAAAAGAUAUAAUCAUGGAACAUAUCAAGCCAGAAGAGAGCAUCAUCUUGAAUGUCUUGUCUGCGACAGUUGAUUUUCCAACUUGUGAAUCGAUACGGAUGUCUCAAAGUGUCGACAAGACGGGAAUGAGAACGUUGGCAGUUGUGACCAAGUCUGACAAGGCACCAGAAGGCCUACACGAGAAGGUCACUGCGGACGACGUCAAUAUCGGCCUUGGUUAUGUUUGCGUUAGGAACCGAAUUGACAAUGAGACGUAUGAGGAAGCUCGAGUUGCAGAAGCCAAACUGUUUUCAACUCAUCCUCUUCUUUCCAAGAUUGACAAAUCUGUUGUGGGCAUUCCAGUUUUGGCUCAGAAGUUGGUGCAAAUUCAAGCAGGUAGCAUAGCAAGAUGCAUGCCGGAAGUUGUCAAGCAAAUUAACGAGAAGUUAGCUACAAAUAUUGCUGAGCUCAACAAGAUGCCGAAGAAACUAUCGACAGUCGCUGAGGCAAUGACAACAUUUAUGCAGAUCAUUGGACAAGCGAAAGAGUCCCUCCGGAAAAUUCUCCUUCGGGGAGAGUAUGAUGAGUUUCCCGAUGAUGAAAAGAUGCAUUCGACAGCCAGGAUGGUUGAAAUGAUCAAUCAGUUCUCCAAUGAGCUCCACAAGUGCAUCGGAACCGACAACACUGCUAACUUUCUAAUAGAAGAGAUCAAAGUCUUGGAGGAAUCCAGAGGCAUUGGACUUCCCAAUUUCCUUCCCCGUGCCGCCUUCCUCUCGAUUCUGCAGAGGAAAGUGAACUUAAUAUCAAAUUUACCAGUUGAGUUUGUGAUGAAAGUUUGGGAUUACAUUCAGGUCAUUGUCCUUGCCGUGUUGAUGCAGCAUUCUGAACACUAUCCACAGCUCCAGCAGCCCAUCAGACGAGCAGGGAAAAGCGUCGUCGAAGGGAUGAAAGAUCGAUCGAUGAGUUGGAUAACAGAGGUUGUAGAAAUGGAGAAGCUCACCGACUACACCUGUGAUUCUGCAUACACAACAGAAUGGAACAAGCUCAUGACCCAGCAACAGACAUUCUUAAAUCAGGUGCUGAGAAAUGAUUACCGCCCAGCUACUGUAUUCCUGGAGGGGUUUGGAAACAUCGAAGUGGGGAAUUUGUGGGAGCAUCCAGACGUUCUUCAGCAGGCUUUUGAUCUGAAGAUGAGGAUGACAGCAUACUGGAAGAUUGUAUUGAGGAGAAUGGUGGACAGCACGGCGCUGUACCUGCAGUACGGUUUGCAGAAUCUGGUGAACAAGGAGAUCGAGAAAGAGACAAUCGGGGAGCUGAUGAGUCCAUCUGGGGGAGGGAUCGAGAGGAUGUUGGAGGAGUCACCAUCGUUGUCAGUGAAGAGGGAGAAGCUGAAGAAGAGUAUCAAGUUACUAAAGGAAUCCAAGGAGAUUGUUGGGAGCAUUGUGGAUUCUGUUUCUGUCUCUUACAUUGGUGAGUGAGUGAAGUGAUUUCAUUUCAUGCUGCUUUCCAUUUUAAAUGCUUUGGAAUUGGAGUUUCCCUUUUAUAAUGUACUUUUCACUUUCCACUUUGUGUUUUCUUUAAUGGGAACUAAGGAUGCUUAAAUAUUAACCACA